Molecule: messenger RNA, 3020 nt
Organism: Aplosporella prunicola CBS 121167
Lineage: Eukaryota; Fungi; Ascomycota; Dothideomycetes; Botryosphaeriales; Aplosporellaceae
Exons: 1
Coding region: 444-2666 (740 amino acids)
Source: RefSeq, a predicted model, not a curated record
CUUGGUUGCGCUCGAACCGCUUCCUACCCGACCAAUUCGAUUCCACUACUGUCAUCUACCCUUCUCUCCUAUCCCGCUUCCUACGGCACGCGGCUCCGCAUACUCGGAAAGCAAACACACGACCAAUCACACUAGGCAACACCGGCUCAUAGCUUGGUUGCAAUCAGCCUCGAAGUAAACAGAAUCCGCAUCCCGGUUUUACCCGAAUACCUGCGCUUUGGAGCCGACUCAACGCCGAAGCCCGCGAGGGAUACUUGUCGAAGUCUAGGUCAUGCCCAGCUGGCUCGGCGACAAGGGAAUUCCGUAGAUGAGGCGUCACCCAUUAUUCUCCCUCUCGUACACAAGUUUUUGAAACAUUAAAAAGCCGGCUACAGCUCGAUUAGCAAAAAGUCGCAAACUUGGACUUGCUAGUGAGCAUCGACUGAGGAUCAGGUCAUAUCACGAUGUCUGCGUCACCACCACAGAAGCGGCGCUUUUUGCCAGAACCUGUCGAGACGACAGUAAAAUCAUCUAGGAGAUUUGCGCCGGAUCCAAUGGAAAUAGCAUCAGAGUCAAAUGACAACCCCCCAGACAAGGAAGAAAUGCCAACCAAGAGCACGCGAAAAUUUGCGCCGGAGCCGGUGGAGACUACAACAAAAAGCUCCCGAAAAUUUGCGCCUGACCCUGUGGAGACCACGACCAAGAGCUCCCGAAAAUUCGCACCAGAACCUGUGGAAACGACCCAAAGAUCGAGCCGCAAGUUCAAUGUUGAACCCGUUGAGACGACUAAGAGCACGCGACGGUUCGCGCCGGAACCUGUUGAGACGACCGUCACAAGCAGCCGAGACAAGCCUAGCAGACGGUUCGCCCCACAGCCAAUUAGCACCACCACGAGAAGUAACCGGAAAGGAAGUGCGGAUACAGAUGGUGGCGCUGCCAAGACCCGCGCGGACUCGUCUGGCUCCCAGGAAUCUCCGCAAAUCGACGACGCUACCCCGCGUCCUCGUCGGAAGUUCGCUCCUCAGCUUAUCGAAAUAGCGGCUCGUUCAAGAAAAUCAGGCGAUGACGGUCCCUGCAUCCGUGAGGGAGACAGGACCGAGACAACGCCUGAGAGUGUGCGAAGCCCUGUCAGGCGGGGACGGCUUCCGCCGCCGGUGCCAUUCAAUACACCCGCUGUCUCGUUGGAACGAGUCCCUCAGUUGCUCGAGGCGCGUCGGCUUGGUAUCCCCCUCAAUCUGAAGCGUAGCGAGUCGGUCGGUAGCAACCGAUCGCAUUCCUUUAGAGUACCAGAACUGGACACCAUAGAGUCAUCAGAAUCGGAAGAGGAAGGGCCACCAUCGCUCUCAACAUCUCCUUCGAUUACUUCUGAUUUGUCUGUCUCGUACAAGCAUGCCACUCGCAGGAGGGAAAGUGUAGACGAGCGCUUUGCUGGCUUCAUGUUGCAGAUUGCAGCAGAGGCUGCUGAAAAGCAGAUGAGGGAACAAGCCAUGGCUGCCUUCCCUAACGAUGAUCACCAUGAGCCGGUGUCCCAUUUCAUCGAUGAUGAUGGGGAGGCCAUUAGCGAUGGGUCUGGCGAAAUGAAUCAGGAGCGGCGGGAAUCCUUCACCAAGGUCAACUGGGAAUUGUUGGCAAUGCAGAAGCACCAAGAAGAAAAGAAACAACAAGAAAAGGAGCUGAAAUCGCCUAUUGCGGAACCUAACAAGAGCGCCUGGGGUGAUCCGUGGGGCCUUUCUUCACCCAAGAGUCCGUGGGAGUCGGAGAAGAACCCACCCGAUCCUUGGGGCGAUCCGACAGCCACGCUGUUUGGCAACCAGAGAGGACGACCCGAGGAUAGGGAGCUGACCCAGAUGCAUCGCGGUGCGAGACCUCCCAUGCUUGGAGGUGAUAUCCAUUUUCCUCGCUGCCGCUCACCGGAACCGGCUCGUUUUGAUGUUACACAGGGUUCCGAGGCAAUUCGGAACUCUAUGUGCUACCUGACGCAGCAAAGCCAGAGCAACGAGCAGGAAGGUGGUCUCUGGAAGGGUUGCAACAUAUCUCGCAAGACUUCGCACACAAAAGAGCAAAGCAAAAAGCGUAGCAGAGAGCCAGAGCUAAAGCUCACCAAGGCACCAUCUCUCUGGUCAAACCCGGGCAGCAGCCCACCUUCGAACGGUGGAUUGUGGAGAGGCAGCUGCAAGGACACCGGUCUAAAGGCACCAAAUCAACAAACCGGAAUGCUCACGCCUCAGAUCGAGAUUGGUAAUCCAUUCGACAGUCCACCGCCAACACCAGCAUACGCGCCUCCUUCACCUCCGCCUAGCAACCCCGACAUAUCUACUGUGCACGAAAAACUCACCGCACGGCAGGCCUUGGAGGAAGAAUUUUCCGACGGCUUUGUCUCUCAGGUGUUCAACUACCUGUCGUUGGGCUACCCUUCGCUAGCACACAAGUACGAUGAAGAGCUCAGCAAGAUCAGCCGCAUUCCUGUUUCAGAACUGAGGCAGGAUGAUGAGCUCGCGAAACCCAAAGGCUACGUCAGACUGGGUAGCGACAGAAACAUUGAUGUCAACGAGGAUACAAGCGCACGCUGGCGGGCGCUCCGAGUCUACAUCUUUGAGUGGGCCAAACAACAACCGAACAUGGUGCCAGCAGACUUUGCUCUUGGUGGUUUCGGUGUUGCGGCCAGGAGGGGAAGUUGGGCCUGGUAAGAACACUGCAAUCUGGUUCACUCGAGCACAUGGUUUUGAUGUUUGGCCAAUGUUUUAAGAUGGGGAACCAAUUUGAGCACUUGAUUUAAUUGCUUUUUGAUUUUCUUUCGUUGACUGGAAGCAUAGCGAGUUUGGACACUCCUUACUAUUGCAUUGGUUCGGCGUUGUUAUUUCUUCAUUUUUACCCGUUUCUGCUUGCGCUGGGAAAAGUAAGCGUGGCGUCGGGUUUUCUUAUUUCAGACAAUGUGGCAGAGAAAGAGAGAGAUGGAUGUAGACAUAGGGAAAGAGUGUUGAUAGGUAGAAAGGGGAUGUUUGUCUAUCCAUGCGAGAUGUUCGAUUGUUCUCAACGACAGG